Blastomyces gilchristii SLH14081 is the source of this 1323-nucleotide messenger RNA. RefSeq names its product peptidyl-prolyl cis-trans isomerase-like 4. The record is from RefSeq and is a predicted model, not a curated record. Lineage: Eukaryota; Fungi; Ascomycota; Eurotiomycetes; Onygenales; Ajellomycetaceae. Gene Ontology annotation, biological process: protein peptidyl-prolyl isomerization. Gene Ontology annotation, cellular component: nucleus. The transcript is spliced from 4 exons. Gene Ontology annotation, molecular function: RNA binding; peptidyl-prolyl cis-trans isomerase activity. The coding region runs from base 1 to 1323 and encodes 440 amino acids.
AUGAGCGUUAUCUUGGAGACUUCUUUGGGUGAUAUUGUUAUAGAUCUUUUGGUCGACACCUCCCCCAAAGCUUGCGAAAAUUUUUUGAAGCUAUGCAAGGUGAAGUAUUACAAUUUCUCGCCCGUUUACAACGUCCAGAAGAAUUUCUCCUUCCAGACCGGCGACCCAAUAGGCCCUAAUUCUAAAGAUAGCGAUGGCGGGUCUUCCAUCUGGGGCAUCCUCGACGGGCCUUCGCGAAGAACAUUUCCGAUCGAGUUGCCGCCCAAAAUGAAGCAUACAGAACGUGGCACAGUUAGCAUGGCUACGGUCCCUUCUACGAAAGACCCUGACGAGCGCCUUGCUGGCAGUCAGUUCAUCAUAACACUUGGAGAUAAUUUGGACUAUCUGGAUGGGAAAGCGGUUAUAUUCGGGAAGGUAGUGGAGGGAUUCGAUGUCUUGGAGAAAAUAAACGAUGCGUUCAUUGACGAUAAGGGACGACCGCUUAAAGAUAUCCGAAUUCGGCAUACUGUGAUCUUAGACGAUCCGUUUGAUGAUCCCCCGGACCUUGUGGUACCCCCUGAAAGCCCGCUCCCUUCAAAAGCCCAACUGGCAACAGUAAUGAUUGCGGACGAUGAAGAGUUGGACGAAAACAUCGACGAAGAGGCGGUGGAAAAGCUACGGCGGGAGCGGGAGGCUCGGGCGCAGGCGUUGACCUUGGAAAUGGUUGGGGAUUUGCCGUUUGCUGAGGUCAAGCCACCAGAGAACGUUCUUUUCGUCUGCAAACUCAAUCCUGUAACUCAAGACGAGGAUCUUCACCUCAUUUUUAGUCGCUUCGGACCAAUUCUUUCCUGUGAAGUGAUACGUGACAAGCGGACCGGUGAUAGUCUGCAAUACGCGUUUAUCGAAUUUGAGAACCAAAAGGACUGUGAACAGGCUUAUUUUAAAAUGCAAGGUGUUUUAAUUGAUGAUCAUAGAAUCCAUGUUGACUUCUCUCAAAGCGUUUCGAAACUGUCGGACAGCUGGCGGAAUGCAACAAAUUCCAAACGAGCUAGCCAACGGGGUGGGUUUGGGGGGAUAUCCAGCCUAGAGAAGAGGCGGCAAUACAGAGCUUCGGAGGCUCCUCGACGAGAUGAAUACGGGAUGAUAUUUCAUAAAGAUGAUAUGCGUAGGAAAGGAGAUACUGAAUCCUACAGGCGUUCACGGAGUCGAAGCCCAUCCAGGCGACAUAGGCAUAGGAGCAGGUCUCCUCCGCGCCGCCGCUCUGGCGAUGACAACGACGCGCUAUACAGACGGAGUAAAGACUCAUCGAGACACACGUAUGAAAGUGGGAGGCAUAGGCGGUGA